UCAGGGCGUCAGGACUCCAUUAGAGCUGCAGCUGUUUUGAGAGAAACAACAACAAAAACGGGCUAACUGACAGCGCUUUCACAGUGACAGUCCGCUCUGAGCCCGACAACGAGGCCUCAAAUCUGGAAGCUUAACCUUUAUUUCCCACCCGGAGCUCCGCCGGCUUCUAACCACGGCCGCUCUCGGUGAGGAAACUCUGGCCUCCGCUUCCUCCUCCUCCGACUCGGACACCGGCGGAGCGUCGCCGCCCCCGCGGAAGAAGCACCGAGCCUCGGCGGCGGAGGGAGCAGGAGAGCCCGGGGCUUCAACAGUUGUAACAGGCCUUUCUGGAGUUGUCCUAGGACUUGCUACACACUCUCCACUAUCUCAAGCCACCUCUGCCAUCCACUUUAACCGAAGUGUAGUCAACAACCUCAGCAGCAGUAUGCAGGCAAACGGGGCAGGACAGGGACAGGAAUCUUCGGAGCUUUCCUGCCUGAACAGCGCACAAAACGGGGAGUCAUCCUCGGCCGUUGGAACCCACUCCAAUGGUCUUCUUUCCAGCACAGACAACGGAAAUAUUGUCGGUACCAGUAACGGGUCUGCAACAGGGCCCGGUUCGGGGACUUCGGCUGCCUCCACAGCUUCGGGCUCGGAGGUCGGCUCGUUGAAAAAGAAAAAACGACUAACGCAGGCGGAGGAAGAUGUCAUACGAUUAAUAGGGCAACAUCUCCACGGACUAGGGCUGAAUCAGACAGUGGACCUGCUGAUGCAGGAGUCAGGCUGCAGACUGGAACACUCCUCAGCUACCAAGUUCCGCAACCACGUCAUGGAGGGCGAAUGGGACAAGGCUGAGAAUGAUCUCAAUGAGCUGAGAGCACUGAUGCAUUCUCCCAAUGCUAUUGUGCGAAUGAAGUUCCUUCUGCUACAGCAAAAGUACCUGGAGUACCUGGAGGAUGGAAAAGUCCUGGAGGCACUGCAGGUGCUCAGAGGAGAACUGACGCCACUUAAGUACAACACAGAUCGCAUCCAUGUCCUCAGUGGGUACUUAAUGUGUAGCCAUGCUGAGGACCUGAGAGCGAAGGCAGAGUGGGAGGGCAAGGGCACUGCCUCACGCAGCCGACUGCUAGACAAAUUACAGACGUAUCUGCCCCCUUCUGUGAUGCUGCCCCCUCGGCGGCUGCAGACUCUGCUGCGGCAAGCAGUGGAGCUGCAGAGGGACCGCUGCCUCUAUCACAACACCAAGCUGGACAGUAAUCUGGACUCAGUCUCGCUCCUCCUCGAUCAUGUCUGCAGCAGAAAACAGUUCCCCUGUUACACACAACAGAUUCUGACAGAGCACUGUAAUGAGGUGUGGUUCUGCAAAUUCUCAAACGACGGCACCAAACUAGCAACAGGCUCCAAAGACACUACUGUCAUAAUUUGGCAAGUGGACCCGGAGAGCCACCAGUUAAAGCUGCUGCGAACUUUGGAAGGUCAUGCAUACGGCGUCUCUUACUUAGCCUGGAGUCCCGAUGACACUUACCUGAUCGCCUGUGGACCUGACGACUGCUCUGAGUUAUGGCUCUGGAAUGUUCAGACGGGGGAGCUGAGGACCAAAAUGUCCCAGUCCCAUGAAGACAGUCUGACCAGUGUGGCCUGGAACCCAGACGGCAAACGCUUUGUCACCGGAGGACAGAGAGGACAGUUUUAUCAAUGUGAUCUGGAUGGGAACUUGUUGGACUCCUGGGAGGGUGUGAGGGUGCAGUGCCUGUGGUGCCUGAGCGAUGGCAGAUCAGUGCUGGCCUCAGACACACACCAACGUAUCCGGGGGUACAACUUUGAGGACCUUACAGACAGAAACAUAGUUCAGGAGGAUCACCCUAUCAUGUCUUUUACAGUUUCAAAGAACGGACGAUUAGCUUUGUUAAAUGUAGCAACUCAGGGAGUGCACCUGUGGGACCUUCAAGACAGGGUGCUGGUGAGGAAGUACCAAGGUGUGACCCAGGGCUUCUACACCAUCCACUCCUGCUUUGGAGGACACAAUGAAGACUUCAUCGCGAGUGGCAGUGAAGACCACAAAGUGUACAUCUGGCACCGACGUGGUGAACUUCCCAUCGCCGAGCUAACAGGCCACACACGCACCGUUAACUGUGUGAGCUGGAACCCCACCAUACCAGGGCUCAUGGCUUCUGCCUCAGAUGAUGGCACAGUGCGUGUCUGGGGUCCAGCACCCUUUCUUGAGUCACAAGAAGCAGAUGGACUCAAUGAGAACUGCAGUAACAUGGACAGUUGAUGGUCACUUCUGGGCCUGAUGACAUCUCUCUCUAUCAACAAUCCAACAAUCCCUCAAUAAGACAAAAAAUACAUGGGCGAAUAAAAUCCAACAUCAACCUAAAGCAAGUGAAGAAAAACCAACAAAAGCCUCCAAGACAAGAGAAAACAAAAGUGAGAAAAUUUUGUCUCCCAACUGGCCAAGACAGAACGGUGGAGUUAAAGAACAUCACUCUGAAUAAUCAGGUUCUCAUCAAAAAAGCCGAACCUGGCCCGGAGGAAAACGAGUCAGUGCCCUGCGGGAUACGAGCGCCAUUCGAUGGUUUGCUUCCACGGCUGUUCUUCUCCUCCAUCCAACCCAGGAGAAACCAUCUCCACCUUGAGCUGGAAGCCUCCCCAUGACACAUCCAAGACAGACACAGCAGAGCAGCCAUCUUCUUAUUGAACUACACCUGUCUGCCUGUUUGUCUCUCACAUUACCUGUAUAACGUCUCCAUGGACACGGGUGGGGUGUUGUGUGGGGAGGAUGGUGCACAGGGGGAAAAUAGCAACUCUUAUGUAUGUGUGUUUCCCCCUCUUCCCCACUCUCUUGCUAAAUUUUUGAUCUGUUGGACAAUGCCGAAACCACCCUGUUAUAGAAACACUGACCGACCAGCUGACAAAGAACACACAAAAAAGGCUAUGCUAAAUGUUGGAUUUUUUUUAUGAUAGUCAUAGCGUAAUUCUCAUUUAAGAGGUGAAUCUUAGCUCGAGUAGUGCCCGUGGAAAGCUUUAGUGUGAAGAUUCCACUUUAUGUUUCUCGACAUUAGGAACUUUUUUAUUCCUUAAUUUAACUUCUAACGAGAAGAGUCGCUGUAAUGUUUCCAACUGACAGCCUUCCCAAAACCCCCUCCUCUGUCGAGCUAGCUACCGCACAACUCCAUUACAUCUGCCUAAAGAGGAGACGCACAGAGGGACUCACAUAUCAGUGGUGAGGUGGGCUUUCCUCUGUCAGGACACAAAUAUACAACCCCUCUCUAAAAGACAUGCUUACAGAUGUGAAAAGUGCAGCUCAGAUUGCACACUGGUGACUGCUGUCCCUCCUCUGUGUGUGUUUGUGUGUGUGUGAGAGAGAGUGAGUGAUUAUGCAUGCACACAUUAGUGCGAGUUGACAUUUGUGGGUGCAGGUUUAAUUGUGGCGUGUUUUGUAUGUGUGCUCUAUUCACACCAGCAGAAGAUCCCCCUUCCCUCCCUUUCCCUCUUAAUCCCAUAGUAAAAAUUGUAAAGAGGAUUUGAAACCAAUUCUAAGUUAUCCAAAGCCCCAUAGGGACCUCUAUCUGUGGAACAAAGAAUACUUGAGAGCCAUUUUAUAAAAGAAAACUCUUUUCUUUAAUCUGGGGCUUUAAUUUUUACAUUGGAGUUUAUAGAGAGCGAUUUGCUUAAAGCAUGUUACAAAAAGCUGUAAAAUGUGUUAUUAGCAAAGGGUCAAGAUUAUAAAUCAUAGGACAAGUAGUUAGACAGAAGAGGCACCAAUAACCAGAGCCACUCUCAGUGUUAGGGAGUGUUGUUGGAAUCCUAAAAACAAACACAAACUGCCUUCCUGUUUAUACAGUUGCACACGAACUUUCAGUAUGUGUCACCUCCAACCCCCCCUCCCCCCGCCUCCCCCCGCUGCACUUGGAGUGGUCUCUGCUCUUUUGCACCAACUGAAAUCACAUAAAUCCCUAUGGUAACCGCUAAAGGAAUUGAGCCUUCACUUUGCCUCUAUGCACCCAAAAUCCUGUCGUUAAAAUAAACCUGAACCUUGCAGCACAUACGGCCCAGCAACCUCAUAUUCUAGAGGAUUCAGCAUUAACAUCCCCCGUUGCUCUCCAGCCAAGUUAUUCAGUGGUCAGUGCACCAUUCAAAGCUUUCUUCCUCCCUUUUUUCAGGGUAUGUAAUGACUAUUUGCUACAGACUGAUAUACAGUAAAACAUGUUUAAAAUCAGUGCUUUUCUGCCUGUUUUUAUUGAACUUUUUUUUGUUACUUAAAUUUUUUGUUCACAUUAUAUCAUUUUUUUGGUUGACCUCUAUCCCUGUAUGAUCAUAUUAAAAUAUAACCAGAGA
Molecule: messenger RNA, 4317 nt
Organism: Cheilinus undulatus (humphead wrasse)
Lineage: Eukaryota; Metazoa; Chordata; Actinopteri; Labriformes; Labridae
Gene: wdr26b
Product: WD repeat domain 26b
Exons: 14
Coding region: 425-2254 (609 amino acids)
Biological process (GO): proteasome-mediated ubiquitin-dependent protein catabolic process
Cellular component (GO): GID complex
Molecular function (GO): protein binding
Source: RefSeq, a predicted model, not a curated record